Messenger RNA from Macroventuria anomochaeta, 2007 nucleotides. Its product is annotated as glycosyltransferase family 4 protein. The record is from RefSeq and is a predicted model, not a curated record. Gene Ontology annotation, molecular function: glycosyltransferase activity. The annotation marks the transcript as partial. The transcript has 4 exons. NCBI's taxonomy places the organism in Eukaryota, Fungi, Ascomycota, Dothideomycetes, Pleosporales, Didymellaceae.
CCCGUAUACAUCGGUAUCGCUGUCGCCGACGGACUUAGCAGCUCAAUCGAUGUUGCGUUCGUUAUUCACGACGGCACCUAUUCAAUUGACUUUGCAACUACCUCCAUAGGUGGGGAUUCAACCGAAGAGCGUGCCGAGUUCUUUGCUGAGGAUAUCAUCAGCAAGAUCAAGCACUACCGUGAUGAGCACUACUACAAGUUUGUCGGUGCUGGUCUGACGACCAAGGCUGUUCAGACAUGUCCUCAAUUACCAACCCGCUUGUGGCUUGAGCUGGAUAUUGUGCCGUUAGUGCUGGAGCCUAGUUCUGGGAGGCACAAUACCGGUACUCCAGCCGCACCCAAGUAUAUGUUGGUGGAUGAAGAAGCAGACGCGGUUGUGCGCAAAGCUCUUGGCUACUUCGGCAAGGCCAACCAACCUCGCCUAGAAGUUGUUCACCGCAACGAGGUCGGUGUCGACAGCGAUGGUGCAGCCGUGAUCGCCGAUGAGCCAAGCUAUCGAAACAGUGUUCAUCCCAACACGUACGCGGCAACCAUGUUCUACGCGGAUUCGCUCAAGAAGAACGGUACGAAGAUCGCCUUCUUCAACAGCACACCUCAGGGUGGCGGUGUCGCAUUGAUGAGGCAUGCGCUGAUCCGCUUUCUGCGAUUGAUCGAUGUCGAUUGUAAAUGGUACGUUCCAAAGCCAAAGCCUGCUGUUUUCCGUAUCACCAAGAACAACCACAACAUUCUCCAGGGUGUAGAAGAAACCGGUCUUCGCCUUGAGCAAAAGUCGAUCGACAUUCUCGACGAGUGGGCUAGGCAAAAUGCCGAGCGCUACUGGAUAGCCAAAGGCGGUCCUCUUGCUCCUCGCUCAGAGGGCGGUGCCGAUGUUAUUAUCGUCGAUGAUCCCCAAAUGCCUUCCCUCGUCAAGAUCGCCAAAGAGCAGGACCCUGCUCGCCCGGUUCUCUUCAGGAGCCACAUUCAAGUGCGCGCCGACCUGGCCGAUGAGGAAGGCACGCCCACCUCCGAGGUCUGGAAUUGGGUCUGGAACAACGUGAAGCAGUGCGAUGCUUUCAUCAGUCACCCUGUUCGUGAAUUUGUGCCCAAAAACGUCACCACGGAAAAGGUCGGCUAUCUUCCCGCUACCACAGAUUGGCUCGAUGGUCUCAACAAGCAACUCGACAGCUGGGACGCACAGUACUACAUGCACGAGUUCGAAAUGGCCUGUUUGGACAAGGGUGCCAACCAUCUCGCCUUCCCAGCGCGCCCGUACAUUACGCAGAUCGCUCGUUUCGAUCCAGCGAAGGGCAUCCCAGACGUCCUGGCUUCAUACGCAAUCCUUCGACGAGAGUACAUGAAAGACAAGUCCAUUGACGAGGUUCCCCAGCUCGUCAUCGCCGGCCACGGCGCCAUCGAUGACCCUGACGCAACCAUCAUCUUCGACAAGACCGAGAAGCAGCUCAACGAACUCUACGCCGACAUCAAAGACGACGUAAUCGUCAUGCGCAUCGGGCCCGUCGACCAACUCCUCAACGUCCUCAUGGCAAACGCACACGUUGCCCUCCAGCUCUCGACCCGCGAAGGGUUCGAAGUCAAGGUCUCCGAGGCUCUGCACCACGGUGUACCCAUCAUCGCGACGCGCCGCGGCGGCAUCCCUCUGCAGGUCGAGCACGGCAAGUCCGGCUUCCUCGUCGACGUCGGCGAACACGAUGCAGUCGCUAGUUACCUCAACCACCUCUUCACUGACAAAGAAGCGUACAUUAAAAUGUCCAACUACGCCGCGAACCACGUCAGCGACGAAGUCAGCACUGUUGGCAACGCGCUGAGCUGGUUGUAUCUAGCUGAUGAACUGGCUAACGGCUCCAAGAAGAUUGAGCCGAAUAGUCGGUGGAUCAACGAUAUGGCAAGGGAGAAGGCAGGGUACCCGUAUAAGGAAGAGAAUAAGGAGACGACGCUUAAGCGCGAGAGUGAGAAGUUGGAUCUGACGCAUCAGCCAGGCCGGAGUCGGCAGGGGAGUGAGGUGCAGUGA